GAAUAAUCGCGUUAAUCUCGAGCUGCUCACCUGUAGCACAGGUACGGUGAUAUUUCCGCCCCGACGCAUUUCACGCGAGUUCUUCUCAUGCUCACAGAGCUCAACAUGUUCUUGAAGAAUGGACAGCUCAACACCACCACAUGAUGAACUGGACUAUACUACAGUGGGUGCUUCUCUUGGCAUCUGCAGGGCAAAUCCAAAGCCACGCACUUCAUUUCACCAUCCUGGAGGAGCAAGAAGCAGGCAUUAAGAUCGGAAGUCUAAGCAGGAACUACUCAGCUCCAUACCAGCUCUUCGAUGAAUACAUCAGAGUGGAUGAAAGCACAGGGGAUCUGUUCACUAAAAAGCGCAUAGACAGAGAGACCUUGUGUCCAUCACAUCAGGAAAGAGACUGUACUUUUUCAAACACUGCAGUCGUGAGUCAUUCUGAAUUAGUGCUGAUAACAAUUGUUGUGGAUGAUAUUAAUGACAACGCUCCUAUUUUUGAGAGGAAUGAGAUUCAUAUACGCAUACCUGAAGAUGCAUCAAAUGGGACAGGUUUUCCACUGGAUGACCAAGCCCAUGACAUGGACUUUGCCAAUAAUGGCUUGAUACAUUACCAUUUAGAAGGCUCCGAUGGCUUUUUUGGCAUCAGACGAGAUGGGUAUGAACUUGAGCUGGUGGUACAAAGGAAACUGGACCGGGAAACUCAGGAAAACCACUUCUUGGUUCUUGUAGCAGUGGAUGGAGGUUCAGUGCCACUUAGCGCUACAGCUAUUCUCAAUGUAACUGUGACCGAUGUUAAUGACAAUUGCCCAGAGUUUGACGCCGAUAGCCCUAUCACAGCCAUUGUGCCAGGAUUAGGAAUCAAGGGCGCUGCGGUGGCACAGCUUAAAGCCACAGACAAAGACCUGGGCCAAAAUGCCCAGAUCACAUUCUCCUUCAACCGUCAGAUCUCAGACAGGGCCAAAACGCUCUUUCACAUGGAUGGACACACAGGCCUGAUCAGCUUAGCUGUUGACGUGCAGGUUGACAGUCCUGAGGAGCACGUGUUGAAAGUUUUAGCGAAUAGCCCACUUUGCCCCCCUGCUCAAACUCAGGUAACCAUAUACAUUCAGCCGAUGGCGAGUCCAGAGCCGACCAUAAAGAUCAGGUUUGUCGCAGAGAAUAAAAACCAAGUGAUCGUGUUACAAGAGAACGAGCCCCCCACUGUCUUGGCCCUCUUGGAGUUAGAAGACACCUCUAGUGAUAAAGGUACUCUGUCCUUAGAAGCAGACAGCAUGCCAUUUUCUUUGAAACCGAAAGCAGGCAGCUACUUGCUUUUAACAUCAAAACCUCUAGAUUUUGAGAUGUGCAGCGAGUAUGAUGUUACAGUUGUUAUUUCUGAUCCUCACGGCACACGCCUGCACGGAAGGAAAGUGAUCAAAGUGGUGGUUGAAGAUGUGAAUGAUAAUGCCCCAAAGUUUGAUCAAACACACUAUGAAAAGGACAUCAAGGAGAACAAUAUUCCUGGUGUGUUUCUGCUGAAAGUCCAGGCUACCGACGCAGACAGCCAUCAGUUUGGCAAAGUAAGGUACAGGCUUACAAAUGAGGGACCUUUCAGAAUUCACGAAGAGACGGGCGUGAUUUCGGUAGCAGAGCCGUUGGAUAGAGAACAGCAGGACAGAUACCAACUGACUGUUCUGGCCCGGGACGGCGGCGAUCCUUCUCAGGAGGGCUCUGCUAUUGUGUCCAUAAACGUACUGGAUCUGAAUGACAAUCCUCCAGCCUUUUCAACCCCACAUUUCUAUUUCUUUGUGUCUGAGAGCCUUCCACGACUUUCCCAAGUUGGGAAAGUCACAGUAAGCGAUACUGAUGAAGGGGACAAUGGAAGAAUAGUGGAUGUGCGUAUUUUAAAUGAAAAGGUCCCUUUUGCCAUAGACCUGGCGCAAGGAUCGCUCCGCAGCACUGGUGAAGUCGAUCGUGAGAAGCAGGACCGCUAUGAGCUUCUGGUUGUAGCCACAGAUGGCGGCAGACCGGCUCUUUCCACUACAGUGAAAAUGACCGUUUUUGUUGAGGAUGUCAACGAUAAUCAACCCAAGGUCCUUCUUCCUAGCAGCAACCUCUCCUGUCAGACCAUAUCUCCAGCCACCCGAGCAGGGAGCAUGAUAACAAAGAUCUACGCCAUUGAUGAGGACUCAGGAAUGAAUUCGGACAUCACUUACCAAAUUGUUGCAAGUGAACCGGCUCUCCAAAGCCCCUUCCAGAUUGAUCAGCACUCAGGAAACAUCACCCUGGUCCAGCAUCUACGCAGCGAGGACUACGGCAUGCACCACCUCUUCGUAGUCAUUCGCGAUGGAGGAAAGCCAGACCCGCUGCAGACCACCGUGUGGGUCAACCUGCUGGUCAACGAGACUCGGGAAAAAUGUCACGUGAGCGCCGUGCCAGAAUACCUGCCAGCGACACUGCCACCUCCGAUGCCGCUCAAAGACUGCAGAGGCGAAUCAAAUGCCUGGCUUGUUUUUUUUCUCAGUGGCCUGGCCCUUAUGCUCAUAUCAGGCUGUGUUCUUCUGGCAGUUGUAGUGAUGUUUAUGAAGCACAAACGCACAAAAAGGAAAGUGAAAAAAAAGAAUGCAUGGGAAACUGGAAAUCUCUGUGAACUGAAGCCUUUAAACUGAAGCAAGGGCUAUGCAGAUAUACCAGUUAUGUAUAAAAAUAUGACAAAAGUUUGGGGGAAAAAAACUAUUGAUAACCUGCAAAUAGUAUUCUUCGACUUUUGGUUAGUAUUAUACUUUCGGUUAGUAUUAUAAUAGUAAUAUCAUUGUAAUACUAGAAUAAAUAAAACUAAAUAUAUUAGUAUGAGUUUGGCCUACUAUGUCUGAGAUACUUGCUUCCUUUUCCUAGGAUGAUGUGUUUUUACCUUGCAAAUUUAAAAUAAAAAACUUUUUAAAGCAUAAUAGAUAAAUAUGAAUGAAUUGUUGCACUUAAGGACUGUGUUCUGUUCAUUCUUUGUCAGCAAUGGUGUGACAUUGAUUGAAGUGAAAUUAAAAUAUUUACAGGUGCAGUCUUGCAGGAAGAAAAAUGCACUUGUCUGGAUUGUUCUCAUGUUUCUCCUCUUAAUGUCGGCAAGAGUUUAUGAGAGGUUGUGUUGAUGCCUGCAGCCUGCAAUCAGCACCAUCGUCUAGAUCAUGAAACAAUAUAACCGUUUUUAUCUGGUAUGCUGAUUUAAACCAUUGACUGCAAAUUCUGGCAUUCUGAAAAAUGAAAAUAUUGGUUGACCCUGUUUAUUUUCUUAACAGCAGCUCCUACUGUGCACAGUUCAUCAGACCAGUUCAUGUUCACCAAAAGCCAAAUAACAUUUUAGGCAUUGUUUUAGUCAUCACAGCUUUCUCAAAUCUUGGCAGUAUAGUUAAUUAAAUCCAGAAUUCUGGUUGAUGUUAAUGAAAUAAACACAGAAGGCUGAAUAAAUAUACAUUAUAAAGAAGCAUUACCAUUGGGAUACAUUGAGAUGUUCUUGAGAGUGAGCUUGACCUUCGUCCUUGAUAACCUUCAGGCUUACACGUUAUAAAACGGCCACUUUUCCAAUCAAUUCCUGAUGGAUAAAAUCAAGUCCUUCCCCUUUUUUUGUGAAUGUAAUGUUUCACUCAGAAAUAUGUCACAUUAAGGAAGCAAAAUGGGGUUUGCGUUGAUUGUCCAAAUUCUUAUUUCAAGAGGUUAAAGUAGAUUCAUCAAAAUUCAAAUAACCUCUAAUGCCCUCUAAUAAUCUCUAAUCUGUAGCAAUGUUACAAUCAACAAAUGCUUUUUAUGGUGACUAACAGUGCAUGGAAAAGGUUAUGAUAAUCUCAAUAUCAUUCAUCUCAUACCCGCAGGUUUUCUAACCAACAGUCCCUUUCUCAGCCUAUUCAGGAGGUACAGAGACUCAGUAAACAUGCAUGGAAUGAGGAACCUGUAAAUGAUUCUAUUUUGAAUGCAGGUGAUUUGGACACAAACAUGGAUGAAAGAAGUUGUCUUACAACCACCACAAGUGAAAUCUUGAAAGAAAACUACAGAAUACAACAGAAAACACUACAAUACUGUGACAAAGAGACAGUUCCCAAGAAGUGUAGCAGACAUGACACAGGGUUUUGUCAAUGACACAAAACAAAAGACAUGUUUGGGCAGGAUGGAUGAAUGUAGGUGGAAUGGGACAGCACUUCCCGAAUAGCAAAGAAGAUAUGAGAACUUAAUCUUGUAAAAAAAAAAAACUGUUGUGCCGUAACUUCCGCAUACAGGUUAGAAAAAUGCUUCACAGAUUAUUCUCAAAUUACAUCAAUAUCCGUUGCUGCUCCUCUUCCUUAUAUGCCUCAAUCUGUUUUUCAUCCUUUCACUUUUUAUACCCACUGAAAGAAAAAUAAAGUCAAAAAGCUGAAUA
Molecule: messenger RNA, 4369 nt
Organism: Ctenopharyngodon idella (grass carp)
Lineage: Eukaryota; Metazoa; Chordata; Actinopteri; Cypriniformes; Xenocyprididae
Gene: pcdh20l
Product: protocadherin 20
Exons: 2
Coding region: 141-2636 (831 amino acids)
Biological process (GO): homophilic cell-cell adhesion
Cellular component (GO): plasma membrane
Molecular function (GO): calcium ion binding
Source: RefSeq, a predicted model, not a curated record